Peromyscus californicus insignis is the source of this 3037-nucleotide messenger RNA. RefSeq names its product leucine rich repeat containing 36 (gene Lrrc36). Gene Ontology annotation, molecular function: protein binding. Bases 30 to 2261 code for a protein of 743 amino acids. The transcript is spliced from 15 exons. The record is from RefSeq and is a predicted model, not a curated record. NCBI's taxonomy places the organism in Eukaryota, Metazoa, Chordata, Mammalia, Rodentia, Cricetidae.
GAGCGGUGGCAGGUGAGCGGCGGGCGCGAAUGGCGGAGCAAUGGGAUCUGGACGAGGAGGGCCUCCGCCGCCUGGGGGCGCUGACCCUGGAGCAGCCCGAGCUGGUGGAGUCUCUUUCAUUGCAGGGAUCUUAUGCUGGAAAAAUCCAUUCUAUUGGUGAUGCCUUCAGAAAUUUCAAAAAUCUCCGAUCCUUAGAUUUAUCAAGGAAUUUGAUCACUAGCCUAAAGGGCAUCCAGUAUUUGUGUUCACUCCAGGAUCUGAACUUAUAUUACAACAACAUUCCUUCAUUAGUGGAGGUGUCCCGACUUCAGCCCUUGCCCUUCCUCAAAGAACUAGAUUUGAGACUCAAUCCUGUUGUAAGGAAAGAUACAGAUUACAGGCUUUUCGCCGUGUAUACGCUGCAAACUCUGGAAAAACUAGAUGACCGAACUGUGCGUGAUAGCGAGAGGAAAGCUGCCAAGCUGCAUUUCAGUCAGUUGGGCAACAGUGAAAAUUUUCUUUUAGAGGUGGAAAAAAGCUCUAGGGAGAAGACAAUGAAAACCUGUGUGACAGAUGAAGGCUCUGCAUCAAAAGUCAAUCCUGAGGUUGACACCAGGAUCGAAACAGACUCAAACAAAGGACUUUUUAUUCCCUUCCCCAAUCGGGAAAUAAAGGAUUCUCUAAUCAGUGCUUCUGCAACCCAGGGCAACGUCACACCAGCUCAGAAAUUAGAUAUUUUUCCACUGGGGACACAGAUGCAGGAAGCAACAAGAAGGGAGACAAGUGACACCCACAAGGAAGAUGGAUUAGAAUUCAGACAUUACUUGCCUCAUCGGUCCACAGUCCGAUCUCCAGAGAAGAUGAGUAGAGAUGGAUACCGAGUAUCUUUUUUAGACACCAAGUCUUCAGGUUCUUCUCCAGAAAAAGACUUGAUACCAAAACCUGACACAUAUUCAUGUACCCAUGAUGUCUCACUGGGUAAACGCCUGGAUGUGGGUGAUUCUAGCCAGAUCCUUCCCUAUCAAUUACCUUCGGAUGUUGGUCUGGACUAUUAUGAUAAUCAUUAUUCUCAAACUCUUUCCCUGCAUGGAAGUCUUGUCAAAAAGCCUCAAAAAAUCAAGAACUACCGAGAAUAUAGCAUAAAGCCUUCAAAUGACAUAAAGGCCACCUCAUCUCAUUCCUGUGGAGACCUACUAGCUUCUCUGUCAAACCCCGACUCCAGCACAGGAAGGCUUUUGAAGCUUAGUUCAGAUCUAUAUGCCACAACCCAUUUCAACAGCGAGCCUGCCCUGCUGACCAGUGUAGAGCAACAGUUAUCCAGCAGUCUCAGUGAUUUUGCACCAGCACCUGGUUCUUUCCCAAGCAACCGGGUCCUAGGAAACUCUCUGCAGACACUGCUGUUGCCUCCUGGGACUCCAGAAAACAGAGAGAUUCCAACUAAGAGGUCAUUAAGCGGAGGAGUCAAGUGGAAGGACAAUGUUCUUGCCAACCUGAAUCUGAAGUGUGGUUUCCAAGAAGCUACAGGCAGCGAGGCGCAACCUCUCUCUAGUGACCUGGGCAGUUUGCAUGGUUUACCGGGCAACCAUAGUCCCCCGAUCUCUGCCAGAACCCCCCACGUGGCCACUGUCCUCAGACAGCUCCUGGAGCUGGUCGAUAAGCACUGGAGUGGCUCUGGCUCCCUCCUCCUCAACAAGAAGUUUCUUGGUCCUGCCAGAGAUUUGCUUCUGUCUUUGGUUGUGCCUGCACCUCCUCAGCAGUGGCAUCGCUCACAGCUUGAAGACAAGGCAGGGAAAGCCUUCCGCUGGAGGGAGAGUGAACUAAAGGAAGCAGGACUGCUGGUUCCUAAUGACGUGGAAAAUUUGAAGCAAAAAUUGGUCAAAGUGCUGGAGGAAAACCUUAUUUUGUCAGAAAAAAUUCAGCAGUUGGAGGGAGGUGCUGCCACCUCAGUUGUGAGUGGGCACCCAUCUCAAACACACGAUGAUCUUCUGCGCAAAAACCAGCAGCUGACCAUACAGGUGGCCUGCCUGAACCAGGAGCUGACUCAGCUGAAAAGGCUGGAGGAGACAGUUGCUCUUCUCCACGAAAGUCAGAGAUCCCUGGUGGUAACUAAUGAGUAUCUGCUGCAGCAACUGAAUAAAGAGCACAAAGGCUAUUCCGGGAAAUCGCUCCUGCCUCCCGAGAAAAGUCAUCCUUUGGGGAGAUCGUCACCCUUUGGGAAAGGCACGCUGUCUUCCUCCUCACCAAUGGCACACGACACGGGUGAGAAAAGAAGUUACCGUUGAACAGGAGCUUCUGAAACUCUCUAGAACACCUCAGAAGCUGCCCUCUCACAGACAGGCCCUAAGUCUACCAGUCUCCUUGUUACCACGGCAAGGAAGGAGAGUUGGCAAGGAAGCCUGUGCUUGGGAACAGCUCUGACCAGACACCAGGGACUCAGGACUGAUGAUCUGGAAGGGCAGAGUGGCCCCACCUUCCCCCAACAGAAUGGUGAACAGACGGAAGGGAGUCAGCCAGAGUCCCUCACUGUGGGACACCAGGAUCAUCACUGGCUAUGAGGAGCAGUGUUGGGGUUGCUGUACCAGAAGCGGGCUGGCAUGAAGAUAAGACGUUUAUCGUCCAGGACUCAUCUGUAGAAGUCUUUUCUUCCCUAGGCCUCAGUUUCCUCAGCUAUAAAAUCAGGGAAUCAACUGUUUAUUCUCUCAGGCUCCUUCUAGUCCUGAGUAUUCUGAGAUUCUGGGCUAGAGCCCAAAAUGGCUUGCCCCAAUACCCCCCUGCUGGCAGCCAUAGUACUAAGGCCUGGCGCUAAGCCUCUGCCAAGGCUUGGUUCAGGCCAAGUGUGCUGUUUCAUCCUUCCUUCUGCUGUGAAAAUGCUGAGUGCAGACUGAGACCCUUAUCGAUAGGACAGCAGGCUGUGACGUCAUCACUCGAGGGUCAGGGCCCAGGAAAAUGCUUUGCAUCUCCCUACAGUCAUCUUGGACAGUCUGGCUCUGCUCUGCACUAAUGGAAAGGACUCACUAAUGGAAGAGGAUCUCAUCCAUUCAUCCAUUCUGGGCAGGGC